AUGGAGGUGAUAGAAGAUGGAAAUAUUAUGGAUCGGAUUCCCAUAUUAUUGCAAAGGGACUUGGAAUAUUAUCAGGCAAACCAGACGGUAUUAUCUGAGACAAUUUGUCCUGGAGUAGUCGGUGGGAGAUUGGACUUUCCCAGAAAUGCCUCAUUUGCAGCGGUGAAAAUUGUGCUCUGGUUAGAAGAGGAGUUUUCAGUUGCUUUCAAACAAGGAUCAGGAAUGUUUGUCAAGACUGAAGAAGAUGAUUCUGGAGAUAUUGGUGUCGCCAAAACUUCAGACCCUGACAAAUUCGUGCAAUUAGCCAUUAAAUCCAGUGAUUCUUUGCUUGAGCACUUGCAUAUGUUGGCCCAAGAAGCUCUCGAUCACGCGGACUUGCCAGUAUUGACGGCUACUCUUGGAGCAGCUGCCCUGCUGAAGAACAGUCUGUUCUGCUAUCUGCAACACGUUGAGGAUAUGGGCAGCUCAGAGAGACUAUCUUUGCUGCAGGCCUGUUACAAACGCUACGUAACAAUGUCAGAGGCAGUCGCAGAGAGGGUGCUAGAUCUCCACAACAGGGUGCUCUCUCUAUACAUCCUGCAGGACUCCGGAGGCCGGCCCAUUGAUGGACAGACGCGGACGGUGCAUGAAGCGGGGACUCCCUCUGUGCAGGGAUGGUGGCUUUAUAUGAACGGUAGUAGAAAAGAUCUAUGGGAUACCGUGCCUCCGAGAAUGGCUCAAAGAAUCUUUGCUGGAAUGCUGAAUGAAACUCUUACCAUAUUGACUGUGCGUUAUUGCCAGACAACAACAACAGAAGCUACUAACCGCCUGCUCCUCAACGACAUUCUCAAUAUCCUACUCUGUGUAGCUCAGUUACUUCCAUCUAUUUGCUCAACCGGUGCAGACUUGGCUGGACUGGAAAUAAAACAGCAGACUCGAGAUGUUAGGGAUGUCCACGCGAAGUGCAACAAAUUGUUCAAGUGCCUGGUGUAUAGGGGCGCCGAGCUGCAUUUUAUACAUCAAGCCUUCAAAGAGCAGGACAAGCCGGCAGUCUCGUCCAAAGACAGCCCCUACCCAUGGUUCACGUUCGUCAGUCCGGAUUUAUUUGAAGGAAGUUUUGAUGACAUAUCCCUAAAUGUUAAAAGCACACAAGACCUCCCCAAUAAGACUGCUAUAGGACUGGAGUUGGUUGUGUUGUUAGCGCAACCGCAGCCAUCUUGGGCUUUGAUUGUGAAGGUCCUAAUGAUGCGUAACUGCCACCUAGCCCGAAUGCUGCUAAUCCGAGCCAUCAAGCACAUGUCAGCGGACAACUCUCGCUGGCCAGCUGAUGGUCUGUGGUACAGUGUGGAUGGGAAAAACCAGAAGUGCAACGGGUUUUUAUGCACGGCUGACGGAUUCUGCAAGUUUAAAGGCGAUAGUGACGCCAGAGAAGAAUACGCCAGAACAGCUGGAGCGUUGACCCACAUUCUGGCCACUAUUGGAAGCAAAGCCGAACUCAAGUCAACCCUCUGUUACGCCUUGGAGAUAUCAGGCAGAGACUGGGCCGCUUGUUUGGAUAAACGACAGGUUUGGUGCGACCGAAGGCCUCCCUGGUUGGCCGGGAUACUUGCAAUCGUCGGAACAGCGCUUGAGUUCAUACCACCAAUACUUGUCAAUGCUGUUCUUUCAGGAGCUUCUAUGUAUCAGACAAUGUCUCUCUGCCUAACCUGCGUAUCCCGUUCGCUAAACUGCAUACCACGUAGCUUCACGAACGCGUGUACAAUCAUAGAGAAGACUUUGCCUUCCCACGUCAACCCUGUAGGAGGCUGUGUGUUACUACAAAUGUUGAUUACAGUCACGUAUGAAGAAAUGCUGAAGUGGGCUAACAAGGAAGCUGCGAAGGAAAAAGCUGCUACAGCCAAUGGAGAGCCGCACAAUAUGGGUAGCAAGUCAAACAGACAGAGAGGGAAACAUGUUCGGAUCAUGAGUUUGUCUCAUACAACCAAUACCUCAAGUUCGUUGAGUUUUGAUGGAAGCCACAGUUCACCAUCUUCCAUAGCAUUAGCGAUCGCCGAAGCGCUAUGUUCUAUAGACGAAGAUGACAAACACACACAAGAAAUUGUUCAACUGGUGGCACAGACUAAAAAAACGUUUACGUUGUCCAAUACAUUUGGAUUGGAGGAUUUUCCGGAGUUCGCGGAACUUUUUGAAGAGGGAGAUGUGCCAGGCUCUAACGCGGAACGGGCGAGUGACGCCGCGGCUCUGACUAGUCAAAUUCUGAUGUCAGCACCGGGGAGAGAUAGCUUGCGGGUAAUCUACGACCACCUCCAGUUACACGCAGAGAGGAUAUACAAGGAACUCGGUACGCAAGAGCCUUGCGAUAGUUCGGUGCCGCUUAACAAGGCUCCGCUCAUAUACAUCAUGUUCCACAUUGGGAGGCGACCGUUUGAUCAGUUCCUCCGCAACGAAUGGCCAAUGCCGUGGAGUAAGCUGGUCGCUUGCGCAAAGGCCUGGUCGGGCAUAGAAGGCGCACGCGCACACGUCAUGCGCCGCGCUGACGUCAGAGGCGCUAAGACUUGUAAAAGCACGCGACAACUGAUAGAGUUAUAUGCCAUGUUCAAGGCGCCAACUGAAGGGCUACUGUAGGUCACGUGACAUUCCGUGGAGUAGCCAAGAAUUGCAAGAGCUUGAGACAACUGUUAGAGUUACAUAAUUAUAAUGUGAUUAUGGCGCCAACUCGAGAACUGCUCUAUUAUGACGUACCUUAUACGCCGCGCUAACGUCUGAGGCGCCAAGACUUUCAAGAGCACGCGGCAACUGUUAGAGUUAUAUGCCAUGUUCAAGGCGCCAACUGAACAGCUACUGUAGGUCACGCACGUGACAUACCUCAGAAGGUUACGUG
Ostrinia furnacalis (Asian corn borer) is the source of this 2860-nucleotide messenger RNA. RefSeq lists its product as uncharacterized. The record is from RefSeq and is a predicted model, not a curated record. The transcript is spliced from 17 exons. Lineage: Eukaryota; Metazoa; Arthropoda; Insecta; Lepidoptera; Crambidae. Bases 1 to 2604 code for a protein of 867 amino acids.